AUGACGAAGAAGUUUGAAUUUAAUUGGCGUAUUGAAGUGCCGGAUUAUUUACAGACCGGCGGCACGUUUGAUCGGUGGUUUGAAGACAAGGAUAACACGGAAAUGGAGCCUGCCUGUUUGUUCAAAGUUGAUGAGUACGGAUUUUUUAUGUACUGGAAAAGCGACGGCAAGGACGGCGAUGUUAUAGAGCUGGCUCAAGUGUGUGAUAUUCGAUACGGCGGUACGCCAAAAGAUCCAAAGCUUUGUAAUAAAUUAAGUAAACACGGAACCACUGAACAAUUAAACGAUAAGAGUUUAACGAUAUGCUCAGGUCUUGAUUAUACAAAUAUCGUGUACCAGCAUAUUGUUUUAGAAAGUCCAGAUCAGGCUAAACAAUGGCAGGCAGGUUUGAGAGCAAUCACGCACAAUACCAAAGCGAGUAAUGUUUGUCCAACAAUUCAAUUAAUGAAACAUUGGAUGAGAUUGUGCUUCACAGUUGAUCCAAAAGGCAAAGUACCCGUUAAAGUUAUCGCUAAGACAUUUGCGUCAGGCAAAACGGAAAAACUCGUCUAUCAAUCACUUGCAGAAAUGGGAUUACCCAAUGGAAAAAAUGAUAAAAUGGAAAAGGAAGCGUUUACUUUAGAGAAGUUUACAAAACUGUAUCAUAAUCUUUGCCCGAGAAACGAUAUCGAAGAAUUGUUUGGAUCAAUAACAAAAGGACGCGCUGAUACGAUAAGUUUAUCACAAUUUGUCCAGUUCAUGAAUGAAAAACAGCGUGAUCCGACGCUAAAUGAAAUUUUGUACCCGCUUUACAGUGAAGCUCGUUGCACUGAAAUAAUAAACGACUAUGAAUUGGAUGAAGGAAAUAAAGCAGCCAAAAAGCUGUCAAAGGACGGUUUCGUGCGCUAUCUAAUGAGCGACGAGAACGCUCCGGUAUUUUUAGAUAAACUGGAAGAGUGGAUGGACAUGGAUCAGCCUCUAUCCCAUUACUAUAUUAAUUCCAGCCAUAAUACUUAUCUCAGUGGUCGUCAAAUCGGUGGUAAAAGUACUGUCGAGAUGUACCGACAAGUUCUUCUAGCUGGAUGCAGAUGUGUGGAGUUAGAUUGCUGGGACGGCAAAGGUGAAGAUGAAGAGCCCAUUAUAACUCACGGAAAGGCUAUGUGCACAGAUAUUAUCUUCAAAGAUGUUAUUGUCGCUCUUCGUGACUGCGCAUUUGUAACCAGUGAAUAUCCAGUGAUUUUAAGUUUUGAAAAUCACUGCUGCCUGAAACAACAAUAUAAAUUAGCUAAAUACUGCGAUGACAUAUUGGGAGAUUUAUUACUAAAAGAACCGCUUAAAGAUUAUCCAUUAGAACCAGGGCAUCCAUUACCACCACCUAGUCAAUUAAAACGAAAAAUUUUAAUAAAAAACAAGCGAUUAAAGCCAGAAGUUGAAAAAGUUGAGUUGGAAUUAUUCUUAUCUGGUAAUUAUGAAGCAAAAGAUGAAACAGUUGAGGAUCCAAAUGCGCCGCCUGUUGAAGCACCGAAGGAACCAGAACCUGCUGCACCAGCACCUGGCGAAGGUGGCCCUCCUGGUGAAGGUGGUGAAGGGGGCGAACAAGUCGCCAUUGCUUACACUGGAAGCUCGAUGGCUUGUCAUCCGUGGUUGUCUUCAAUGAUAAAUUACGCCCAACCAAUAAAAUUCCAAGGCUUCGACAAAGCUGAACAGAAGAACAUCCAUCACAACAUGUCGUCGUUCUCAGAGACAGCGGCGCUGAAUUAUCUGAAAACGUCCGCAGUUGAGUUUGUUAAUUACAAUAAACGCCAGAUGAGUAGGAUUUACCCGAAAGGAACUAGAGCUGACUCAUCAAACUACAUGCCUCAAGUGUUUUGGAAUGCCGGCUGUCAGAUGGUCGCGUUGAAUUUUCAAACUCCCGACUUACCCAUGCAGCUCAAUCAAGGAAAGUUUGAAUUUAAUAACACAACGGGGUACUUGUUGAAGCCGGAAUUCAUGAGACGGUCUGACAAGAGCUUUGAUCCAUUUGCGGAGGGUGUCGAUGGAACAUAUGUUGAAGUUGAUAUGUACGGAUUGCCUGCUGAUACUAUUAAAAAGGAAUUUAGAACACGCAUGGUACCAGCUAAUGGAUUAAAUCCAGUCUAUAAUGAAGAACCAUUUGCAUUUCGUAAAGUUGUAUUACCUGAUUUGGCUGUUUUGAGAUUUGAAGCCAAUUUCCCUAUGGCGCUUCCAAUGUUGUUCUGUUGCAUUGAGAUAUCUAUUUACGUCCCCGACGGGUUUGGAGACUUCAUGGCGAUGUUAUCUGACCCUGGUGCAUUUGGAAAGGCCGCGGAGAAGCAAGCGGAGAAUAUGAAAGCGAUGGGAAUUGAGCAGACUGAAGAAAAAAAACCUAAGAAAGAAGAAGGUCCCAAGUGGGAGGAAUUUAAACCAGAUCCACUGACAAUAGAUUUACUGCGCAAAGAUAAAUCAUAUAAAGCUGGAAAGAAACAAAACAAAGAGCUUGAUACUCUGAGGAAAAAGCACAUGAAAGAGAGACAGACGAUGCAGAAAAAUCAUUGUGCUGCCAUUGAUAAAUUGAUAAAAGGCAAAGACAAAGCAGCUGUGAUGAGUGAUGACAAUGUAAAGAAAUUAGUCAAAGAGCAGACAGCUCAGUGGUCGGCGAUGAUGGAAAAGCAGCGCAAGGAGGAGUGGGAGCUACACAAAGUUCACGUUCAAGCUGGGAAAGAUGAAUUUAAAAGAGUUAUGGAAGUUGUACAAACACAGCAAGUUAAACAGCUUCAAAUAAAACAGGACAAAAAAACACUGGGCAUCAAACAGGGCCGUGAAUCUGAGAAGUUAAAAGUAAAUCAUGAAAAAGCUCUUGCUGAUGUUGAUAAAACCGUCGAAUUGACGCUGGAGCGGUAUAAAUUAGAUGCCAUGGAGUAUGACAUAUCAUCAAAGACAGAGUUCUACGUAUAA
Molecule: messenger RNA, 2931 nt
Organism: Cotesia congregata
Lineage: Eukaryota; Metazoa; Arthropoda; Insecta; Hymenoptera; Braconidae
Source: the annotation of a GenBank genome assembly